Molecule: messenger RNA, 1797 nt
Organism: Emericellopsis atlantica
Lineage: Eukaryota; Fungi; Ascomycota; Sordariomycetes; Hypocreales; Bionectriaceae
Product: TLDc domain-containing protein 2
Exons: 2
Coding region: 1-1797 (598 amino acids)
Source: RefSeq, a predicted model, not a curated record
AUGGGCCAGACACUGUCCGGCGAGCCAGAUGAGCCUCGCUCGCGCGAGCAGCUCGUCCAGCAGCUAGCGGCAAGAUUCAGAGACAAAUGUCUUACCAAUCUAGAAUUCUACUCUUUUCAGGAAGUCUUCAAAACGCUUGCCGAUCAGCAGGGGUCCAUCAAGUACCUCAAAGAAGACACUGUGUCGCGCUUCCUCGAGAUACCCGACGUCCUCGGUGCAUCCCCAGUUGUGUUCCAGAUGGUGUCGCAUCUCGGCUCUUUCCCAUUCUUGCAGGAUGCACCGGCUGUUUUGGAGCUGCCACAGAUGAUCAUGGUGGUUGUCAUCAUGACGGAACGCCACAGAAGGGUCUUAGCAAAAGGCUCCGAUCGGACAAAGCUGCUUUUUAAGAGCUUGGCAGUCUAUGAUCGGAAGGCUAGCCAAUCAUCCGAACAAGAGAAAAAGGAGGAUGCCCAACCCAAGCCUAGCACGGGAGGGUUUGCCAUCGACGAGGCGGGUGAUGAGUAUGGUGAGGACAUUGAGGAGGAAGACGACGACUUGGUCUUGACAGCGCUCGAACUGCUGGACAUAAAUGACGCUGUCAAGGCAAGCGAUCGACCUGAAUUCCAUGGAGCAAUGAUCCCCACAGACAACUUCAGGAAGUUGUUACUGCUGUUGCUGCUGACCGCCCCCCUCGACCCGCAGGAGAGCCUGUCACAAUACUCGGCACACUUCACAGGCGAGAAUCUGGACAGGCUGAGGAUGACGGCGGAAAACAUAUUGGCUUCAUUUGUAGAUGUCGAGAAAGCACCAGGGAUCAAGUUGAGCCGCUUCAGACACGUCAUCCCAACAGCAAUGCCGAAUCUCUUCAAGGGCUUCAACGGAUUGUUCGACCGCUUUCUGUUCUCCAAGGAUCUGGACCUUUCGAAACGGCAGAACGAUAACGAGAAAACUACCUUGAAGGUUGCACAGCCACUACUGCAGGAUCAAGGGGAGAUCCUCCACGAGCAUACACUGUCGCAGUUGUCGCUAUUCCUGCCGCCAAAAGACUUGUUCAGGCGAGUCCGUCUACUGUACUCGGGCAACGAGCAUGGCUUCUCCAUGGGUAGCUUUGAGUCCAAAGUAUUCAACUGGAGGGCGCCGACGCUGGUGCUCGUUCGAGGCAGUCGUCUAAGCGCCACCCCCGAUGGCGGGCAAGAAGCGGCCUUUGCGGAAGCUCUUCCGCCCAAAAGAUUCCCUGACGGAGGCAAAGGAGACAACCUCACGUUUGGCAUCUAUGUUCAGGAGCCUUGGAGAUACACGCACAAGGACUGCUUCGGGGGAUCUGAUUCCGUCCUGUUCCAGCUCGAGCCGGUGCACGAUGUUUUCCAGGCGUCGACGAUCAACAAGGACUACGUAACACUCACCAAGCCACCAAGCAAUGAACCUCUGCUGGCGUUUGGAAGUCCGCACCCCAAGCCUAGCAAGGCAAAUCGACGGGAAGUCAACAUACCGCUGGGUCCGGUGUCUCUGGCUUUGGGAGACUCGUUUGAGUUUGGCGUAUUCAACCAUGACUACAAUUCACGAGGUGGCGCGUUCCACGGCAGCAACAUCAGGCGUUAUGACUUUCAAGAUCGCUUCAGGGUCGACAGCCUGGAGGUCUGGGGCUGCGGUGGGGAUGAUGAGGCCAAAUCCCAGGCUGAGCGAUGGGCUUGGGAGGCGAGAGAAGUUGAAGCCCGGAGGAAGAUUAACAUGGGUACGGGUGACCAAGAGGCUGACAGGCAGUUGCUGCAGAUGGCUGGAAUUAUUGGCAGCAACAGGAGUGGCGGAUCGAUGGCAUGA